AUGGAUUCUAACAUCUCGACUUCUGACCCUCGAAUGAGAAAGGCUUUGCAGGCCGUCCUCGACCGUGGAGAGACAGGAGUAUCUGUAGCGGCAUACUACCGCGGAGAGUUGAUCAUUGAAGCUACCGCCGGAUAUGCAGAUGUCCAAGAAAAGCGUCCAGUUGAUUCCGGGACCAUAUUCUCAGUCUUCUCCGUCACUAAAGGCAUAACAUCCCUUGCAGUCCACAUGCAGGCAGACCGCGGUCUCCUCAAGCUCUCGGACCCAAUUGCCAAGUAUUGGCCCGAGUUUGGUAUCAACGGAAAGGAAACUACUACAAUUGGACAAGCACUAUGCCACCGUGCUGGUAUUCCUCAAAUGCCAGACGGCGUGACGCCGGAGCUUCUGGCGGAUUGGGACUGGAUGGUGCAGGAAGUCGAAAAAUUCACGCCCAAGUUUCCCCCAGGCACCGCAAACGCAUACCACGUGCUGGUCUGGGGUUGGAUCUUGGGUGAAGUGGUACGAAGAACAGACCCCAAGCAUCGGCCGUUCAAUGUGUUUGUUCAAGAAGAGAUCUGCAAACCAUUGGGCAUCACGGAUCUCUUCCUCGGCGUUCCUGAUGCCGAUCUCCCGAGAGUGGCGACACUCUACGGAGGCAACGAACCCUUCCUCGACGAUAUAUACAACACCAGCCCCAUGCCUGUAUUCCCGGGUGCAAAUGUUCACAACCUCAAGGUUAUGCGGCAGGCCGUGGACCCAGGAGCUGGAGCCAUAGGAAAUGCGCCAGCUAUUGCUCGGGUCUUUGCUGCAAUUGCAGAGGGCGGUGAAUUGGACGGUGUCAGGAUUCUCUCCAGCGAGUACGUCAAGACAUUAACGCAGCUUCGAGAAGGUGCACGAGACCCGGACAAGAUUUUGCCGAUCCCUGUUUGGUUUGGAGCUGCUGGUUUCUGGCUCGGCGGAGAAGUUGGAGCCUCGGACCCGAUUGUUGGGGACCAUCGUGAGGUCAUCUAUAGUCCAGGGGCGGGAGGUUCUCUUGCCUGGGCUGAUAUUCGCGACCGGAUCGCUGUCUCUAUUUGUCACAACAAUAUGGAUGUGGGUGUGUCUAUUGAUCCGGAGCCUAUCUGGGCACCUAUUGGUCGUGCACUCCGGGAGAUUAUUGCCGAGAAGAAGAAAUCGGCCUGA
This is a messenger RNA of Ilyonectria robusta, 1158 nucleotides long. Its product is annotated as beta-lactamase/transpeptidase-like protein. The record is from RefSeq and is a predicted model, not a curated record. The coding region runs from base 1 to 1158 and encodes 385 amino acids. The transcript has a single exon. NCBI's taxonomy places the organism in Eukaryota, Fungi, Ascomycota, Sordariomycetes, Hypocreales, Nectriaceae.